GUAUGCAGAAUCCACCACGGAGGACACAGCCGGGUCUUCAUACCAAGAGUACAGCAUCGAGGCGAUCGGGAUCGAGAAGAGGACCAACUUCUAUCCAAACUUCCCCAGCGAGCCGUGGACGAUAGUGAAGUACACCAUCAGCCUGAGCCGUGCCAGUUUCUACUAUUGGUUGCUGAUCAUCUUCCCGACCGUGCUCAUCACAUACCUCUCCUUCGGCGUGUUCUUCAUGUCGCACGAG
Molecule: messenger RNA, 238 nt
Organism: Symbiodinium necroappetens
Lineage: Eukaryota; Dinophyceae; Suessiales; Symbiodiniaceae
Source: the annotation of a GenBank genome assembly